Molecule: messenger RNA, 594 nt
Organism: Impatiens glandulifera
Lineage: Eukaryota; Viridiplantae; Streptophyta; Magnoliopsida; Ericales; Balsaminaceae
Exons: 2
Coding region: 83-358 (91 amino acids)
Source: RefSeq, a predicted model, not a curated record
GUAAAGGCUUUGGUAGUGGGAGAGGGGUGCUAGAAAUAGGGUUAAGAUUUAGGAAUCGAACCAAAAUCUGAAACGAGCGACCAUGGCGAUUAGGAAUUUCUACAACCAGAUCAAGGGGCUCAAGGUGAAGGAAGUGCCCGAGCACGUCAAGCCGAUGCUGAGCCUCUCUUACGCCAAGAGUACGAUCAAGAAGGGUUUGGACAACUAUCACGCCAAGUACAUCGUCACCGAUUCCAUCGAUCCUCUCUAUCACGUCUGCUUCGGCGGUAUGCUUUUCUCUUACUUGGUCGUUCUUCCCGAGGAGCGCCGCCACCUCGAGCACCAACAGCAUGCCAAAGAACACGGCGAUCACCAUUGAUUUACUUCCAAGGUUUCAUCAAGGUUCAAGUGGCUGUCAAUGGGAAGGAUUGCUUCUGUUUUUUUGUUUUUAUUUGUUUUUUUUUAUUUGAAGGAUUUCUGAUCAACUAAACCAGCAUUGAUUGUAUGGAUGGAUGUUGGAUUAAUUAAAUUUAUCAGCAGCAACUGUCAGAAUAAAUUCAUUUGAAGAUAUUUUCAGUCUUGCUAUCAAUAUGAUUGUACUUGGUUUGUUUUUAU